This is a messenger RNA of Echinococcus granulosus, 3501 nucleotides long. RefSeq names its product DNA-directed RNA polymerase III subunit RPC2. The transcript has 12 exons. Gene Ontology annotation, molecular function: DNA-directed RNA polymerase activity; DNA binding; ribonucleoside binding. Gene Ontology annotation, biological process: DNA-templated transcription. Bases 1 to 3501 code for a protein of 1166 amino acids. Gene Ontology annotation, cellular component: RNA polymerase III complex. The record is from RefSeq and is a predicted model, not a curated record. Lineage: Eukaryota; Metazoa; Platyhelminthes; Cestoda; Cyclophyllidea; Taeniidae.
AUGUCAAAAACCACGGAAGAGGAAGCAACAAUAAAAAUUUUACGGCACAAGGAAAGCCUAGUGCCGGCCUUCCUUAGCGUCAAGGGUCUUGUAAAGUUGCACAUCGACUCAUUUAAUCACUUCAUUGAAACCGAAAUACGGAAUAUAGUCCAGGCGAAUAAUCGUGUGAGUGUGCCAUCAGCUAAUUGGUGGCUGGAAUACAACAACGUUUACGUUAAACCACCCACUGUUAAUGAUGGGAGUGUUAUUGCUAGCCGCGUUACGCCACAUGAUUGUCGACUUCGUGAUCUUACUUACGCUGGUGAAAUUCUAGUCGAUAUUACCUUCACACGCCAACACGAGAUCGUUUCCAAGAAGGGCGUUUUUAUUGGACGGAUGCCACUCAUGCUCAAAAGUUCGGCCUGUGUUUUAAAUGGCAAAUCCGCAUUUGAGCUGAUGAAAAUGAAGGAAUGUCCACUGGACCCAGGUGGUUAUUUCAUCAUCAACGGAAGUGAGAAGGUGGUUCUCAUGCAAGAGCAAAUGUCUAAGAAUAGGAUCAUUGUGGACGGUGAUACAAAAAAGGGAAUGGUCUGUUCUGUCACUUCCUCUUCCGCGCAAACGAAGUCCAAGACGAAUAUACUACUAAAGGAUGGUCGUUUCUUUCUGCAACACAACUCCUUCACUAUCGAUAUUCCCAUAGUCAUUCUAAUCAAAGCCAUGGGUAUAACCUCGGAUAGGGAGAUUCUACAGUGCGUCGGCUGCGAAGAAGCGAUUUGGACAAAGAUGGUACCCUCACUGAAACAAUGUAUCGAAGCAAAGGUGCAUACAACACUGGAGGCAUGUAAGUGGCUCCAAUCGAAACUGCGCGCUCCCCGUUUCCGUCCAGCAAAAAUCGUUUCCAUCGGUGGCAAAUCCGGCACCGACAUAACCGAUCGCGAUGUCCAGGCUGACAUUCAGCGAAUGCUUCGAGAUAUUAUCGUCACGCACGUUCCAAUGAAGAAGAUGAACUUUCAGGAUCGUGUUCUCUUCCUUGGGCAAAUGAUCCGCUAUCUCGUUCUCCUUGCUGAUGGUCAAAUUCCUCCUGACGAUCGUGAUUUCUACGGUAACAAACGAGUUGAUCUUGCUGGUUCCUUGAUAGCACUCCUCUUCGAAGAUGUCUUUAAGACCUUCAAUGAAGAUUUAUGGAUGACGGUUUCGAAGCUGGAUGCAAAGCGAAGGGUCGCCCCAUUUGACAUCUCGCGGCACAUCAAAACCUGGCUUAUUACAGAGCAGCUGAACAGGGCCAUCUCUACGGGUAAUUGGAUUAUCAAGCGUUUCCGUAUGAUGAGGCAGGGUGUUACCCAAUUAGUCAGUCGUCUCUCCUAUGUCGCCGUUCUCGGGCACAUGACGCGUGUGACUAGCCUGUUUGAGAAAACUCGAAAGAUUGCCGGUCCCCGCGCUAUCCACUCGAGUCAAUGGGGUUUAGUGUGUCCCUCGGACACGCCAGAAGGAGAGGCUUGCGGUCUGGUAAAAAACGUCUCCCUCAUGUGCCACAUCACCGUGGAAGUGGACGACACUAACCUCAUCGAACUUCUUCAGACCUACUACGUCUACGCUCUUCGCGACUUUAGUUACGCCCUUGAUGAGUACAUAGUUUACGUCAACGGCAAACCAAUUGGCUUCACAAAGGAGCCGAAUGAGCUAGCAGCUGUGAUCCGCGGACUGCGACGUUCGCGCUGCCUCCACGAAUUCGUCUCUGUGCACUGCAAACCAGUGCUUCGCUGUGUCCACGUGGUCAGUGAUGGUGGACGUCUAUGCAGACCCUAUAUCAUCAUCUGCAAAGGAAAACCACUGGUCACUCAGGACAUGCUUGACGACCUUACAGCCAAGGUUCUAAGCUGGGAGGACUUUUUGAAGAAGGGUGUGAUAGAGUACCUUGAUUCAAAUGAACUCAAUGACUGCUUGGUCGCUUUGAACGAGGCUGACAUUACGCCUAGCACCACACACAUGGAAAUUGAUCCGGCUACCAUUUUGGGCGUUGUCGCCGGUCUCAUCCCCUACCCGGAUCACAAUCAAUCGCCUCGUAAUACAUAUCAAUGCGCUAUGGGUAAACAGGCUAUGGGAACCAUUGCACUCAACCAACAGAUUAGGUUCGACACGCUGCAACUGCAGAUGGUAUAUCCGCAGCGUCCACUUGUCCAGUCGAAGACUAUCCAGAUGCUGCACUUCGACCAGCUACCAGCAGGCCAGAAUGCCAUUGUGGCGAUCAUGUCCUUUACCGGCUACGAUGUCGAAGACGCGCUCAUUGUCAACAAGGCCUCUAUUGAUCGGGGCUUUGCGCGGGCCUGCGUCUACCGGCGCACCGGGGUGCACCUCAAGAUGCAUGACAGCGGCGCCUACGAUCGACUUAUGGGACCCAUUAUCGAUCGAGAGACGGGGAAGCCGCGGCGGGAGGACGAGAUUCUUGAGGCAGAUGGCACAGCGGCUGUGGGCGCAAAGGUGCAGAAUCAGCGCAUCCUCAUUAACAAAGAGAUGCCGAUGGUGAGGGUUUCUUCGGUGACUGCUGGAAAUGGUGGUGCGUUGAGCAUGCAUCCCGCUACACCGGCCAAUGCAGUUGAGUUCAAGCGAGUCGCGGCAGACUACCGCGGCAUUGAGCCGUCGUACGUGGAUAAGGUGAUGUUCUCCACCUCUGAGGGCAGUCAGGCCGUAGUGAAGGUGCUUCUGCGUCAGACGCGUCGGCCGGAGAUGGGUGAUAAGUUCUCCUCGCGCCACGGCCAGAAGGGAGUAGUGGGUCUCAUCGUGCCUCAGGCUGACAUGCCAGUCUCCUCCCAGGGCAUCUGUCCCGACAUCAUCAUGAAUCCCCACGGCUUCCCUAGUCGUAUGACCGUGGGGAAACUGAUGGAACUGCUGGGCAGCAAGGCCGCCGCUAUCGACGGUCGCCUGCGGGACGGCUCCGCCUUCUCCGGCGACCCGGUCGAAUCGCUGGCCGAAGUGCUUACCGAGCACGGCCACCACUACUUGGGCAAAGAGAUCCUCAUCUCCGGCGUCACAGGUGAACCCAUGGAGGCCUACAUCUAUUUCGGCCCCAUCUACUACCAGCGCCUCAAGCACAUGGUCAUGGACAAGGUCCAUGCGCGUUCACGCGGUCCAGUAACAGCAUUGACACGACAGCCGACAGAGGGUAGAAGCCGGGAGGGUGGUCUGCGAGUGGGUGAGAUGGAAAGAGACUGUUUUAUCGCCUAUGGAGCCUCUCAGCUGCUGUUAGAGCGCCUACUUACCUCCAGCGAUGCCUACGACGCGGUGGUGUGCGAGGCCUGCGGCCUCCUGGCCUCCUCGCCUAACUGGUGCCAGUACUGCCGCAGCAGCAGCCAACGCGUUGCCAGUGUGCGCAUGCCCUAUGCGUGCAAGUUGCUGCUGCAAGAACUCAUGUGCAUGCGCAUCCUCCCUCGCCUCCAGCUGGCGGCGCCCAACGAGUCCCCUCUGGUGCAGAACCUCUCCGGUUCCUCGACCUUUGCCAGGAAUCACGGUACCCCCAAACGAUAA